UCUUUGGCUUCUGCUGCCGUGUGUGACCUGCCGAAAGGGAAGGACUCACCAGCACGGGAGUGCUUCAGCAACCUCCGUUCAAAUAAUUUAGCUUUAUCCGAUGUAAGGGAGAGGACCUCCGAGGAUUAAGGAUUAACCCAAGUGCCUUGUUUCAGCAGUCAUAAUGAAUCAGGAAUUUGGUGGCAAUAGCUUGGUGGAGCACUCCGUCACUAGCGUCCUUUUGUACUCCUUUUUGGAAAACUGCCCCAACUGUACUUUCUUGCCUGAGCUCAAGGCUCUGGGGAACCAGCUGAAGUCUUCAAAGCCCUUGUAUUAUGAGGGAUCUUUUGAAGGGGACCUGCAGACAGAUGGCAACCGGCCUGGGCGAUUCCAGGUCACAGAGCCAGCUUUAGGAGACGAUGAGGAAGUUUUCCGAAUUAUUGGAGCUCAGUUGGCUGAAAUCGGGGACCGGCUGGCGCUGGAGAUUGAGCCGUCAUUCAUGAACAGUCUUGUGCAGCAGUUUAUGGCGGAGAACUUCUCUAGAGAGGAAAUAACCAGGCAUAUGACUCGGGCGGUGCAGGAACUGGUGAGAAGGAUGCCAGUGGAAAUGGGUCAAGACCGAGCCAUGUUAGUGAUAGCCAUGGUGCUGGCCCGAAAUGUAGCAACUACAGUUCCAUCUCUUCUUCAUCGGGUGUUUGUCGCAACAGUGAACUACAUCAACUACAACCUCAGGGAUUAUGUGAACAAUUUGGCACCUGAGGAUUAAAGGAACAUGUUCUGUCUUCCGGAGGGAAAAAUCCUGUUCUAGGGUUCUUUUUAAAAUAUCCAAAAGCAUUUUUCCCCCUCUUUCAUUGAAAUUGUGGUGUCAAGAAUUUCCACCCCCUUCGAUUAGGCAUUCUACAACUUUUAGUAACAGCAGUUAGCUGCAGUAUUCUAGUUGCCUUUGCUUUAUUUUGCUAAUUUUUUUAUAAACUUGAGACCCUUGGGUGGUGCUCUGUCUUCAUCUCAGGUGGGAGAUUGCAAAUUGAGGUAGAAGUUAAUGCUUUGGAAGAAUGGGUAGGCAUGUUGCUUCCAGCACUUGUGAACUGGGUCAGGACAUCAAGGAUUGCUUGUAAAACUAUAAAGCCUCUUUGCACUGUGGCUGAAACCAAACUGCAUAUACUUGAUUCUAUCAUCAGCAUUAGUCCUGCCAGUGUCCACUGUCAGCCUUGGCUCUUAAUUUCCUCAAACACUAAUGUGAAUGAGGCUUUAAGCUUUUUUUUGGGGGGGGGGUGACAUGCAUGCUGCCAUUAUCCUUGGAUCAGGCUCUUCUGUCAGUUCAGAUGGAAGCCGGCUCAAGGCAGGAAUGUCUCAAAUCUCUCCCCCCUCCCCUUGUUGUCAACUUUCAGGGUUACAUCAUCAUUUCAGGCGGUUUACUUUGUAUGAUCCGUGUCGGAAGUUUCUUGUUGUAACUGGUUUUUUUAAAUAAAAAUAUGUGG
Gekko japonicus is the source of this 1457-nucleotide messenger RNA. RefSeq names its product BH3 interacting domain death agonist (gene BID). The record is from RefSeq and is a predicted model, not a curated record. The coding region runs from base 164 to 745 and encodes 193 amino acids. The transcript has 6 exons. Gene Ontology annotation, cellular component: cytoplasm; mitochondrion; cytosol. NCBI's taxonomy places the organism in Eukaryota, Metazoa, Chordata, Lepidosauria, Squamata, Gekkonidae. Gene Ontology annotation, biological process: positive regulation of intrinsic apoptotic signaling pathway; positive regulation of extrinsic apoptotic signaling pathway; apoptotic mitochondrial changes.